GAGGAAACUAAGGAGGAAUGUAUUCUUACGUGCUGUUUGUUAUAAAAUCACCAGGUUAUUUCCUGGGCUAAAGUUUAGUCAUGCUGUCCAAUUUUUGCAAUAAUGGAUGAUUCUAAUGAAAAGGAACUUCUGCAUCUGACAUUGUCUAGUUCCCAGUCAAUUGUGUCUUAGAGUUUAAAGAAACAAACGGAACCAGUGUUAAACCAAACCGUGAGAUUAUCACAAUACGUCAUAAAUAACAGUUGAGGGAAAUGUACUGUCUACGCUUGUAUCCAAUGUCGCCUUUACAGAAAGACAAGCAAAUACGCUACUAGUAGAAUGUUUGGAUUAGAACUGCAUUCACACUACAGUUUUUAGAAAAUCGAAAAAUAGAUAUAACGAUUAAUUGACUGUGAAUAUCAUUUUGUGGUAUGCGUGUGAAAAACAAACUUGAUGAAAAGAUAUGUCAGCAGCGACCCAAAUUUGGGAGAAGAUGAUAUCGAAUAUCAAAGGGGGUUACCCUAACGCCUCCCUUUACACCUAUGAGGAAGUUGUGUUGACAAGCAAACGCUGUUUGUGGCACGUCAACAGACGUAUUUAGUCGUCAAAAGACACAGAAAUUUCCUUGAAGUCUGCUAGUGGUUUCCGUGUGGGAUUUAUAACCUAUAGUAGACAACGUUAGGUGCAAACUCACUCCACUCUCUCAGCACGCCCACUCACUCAACAAUGCACCACCUUCUGAAGAUAUUUGCAGGCGUGACACUGUUGUUUGCCAGUUGCUAUGCAGGACGGAAAGCCUACAACAUAGCUGUUUUAGAGAGCGCUGAACCAGGUCACGUGAUCGUAUGUCUGAGAGGAGGGACUGACAAACAACCAUAUCGCAUAUCGAGCGGAAACAAGGACGACCGGUUCGCCAUUGACCAUGACAGCGGAAAUCUGUACGUGAAGAGGUACCUCAACUUUGACAUUGACUCGCACUAUGGUGUCAUAGUGACCAACGAUCACACCGGGGUCGAACUUCGAAUGCAAAUAUCCGUGAUAGAUGACCCGUCAUACCCUCCCACCUUCAACCCAGCCUGUUACAUGCCACCGCGGGCAAGGAACGACUCAAGUUUGUGGCCAUUUAUGGUGCGAGUUAGCUCCAUAUUUGGUUACAGACUUCUGUACAGCGACGGCCACGCACAAGGCAAGCGGUCAUCUGCGUCCCUCAAUAACGACCAGUGUCAGGCGAAAGUUUUUUCCGUCAUGAGGGAUAAGUUCCUGACCACGCAGAUACCUCCGGGCACGACGCCAGUUUUCCACUUUUCGUGCACGAAUGUCAAAAACCCAGCAAGAGGCGCCCUGACCGCGACCCCCUACUGGAAUGCAUCGUACGACCGCCCGCAAGAUGGCGCCAUUGACCCGCAGUGGUUUGCCUAUCCCCCAAAGUCAAACUACAGCGACCGAAGGCACGUCCUUUUUGAAGUGGACAUGACGGACCUCAUGACGGAGGACCCUCCAGUGUUGGACUGUACACUGGAGUUUGAAACGGCUACGGGAUUCUCGGUCAAAUUUCAAGGGAAGCUCGCCUUCGAUCCCAUCGGUUGUCCGGAUGGUUACUACGGAGGGUCAUGUAGAAACGUCUGCGUGUGUCAAAAUGGCGGCAGUUGUCAUCCUUUCAACGGGGCCUGCAAGUGCCCGGAUGGAUGGAAGGGGCGAGCAUGCGACAUCAAGGAUCCAAAGAUUGUCAUCUCUGCAGACAAUAAUGACGUCAUGCCAGGUCAGACGGUACAGAUCAGCUGUGCCGUCCUCAACAUCGAUCCCAGCAGCACCUUCGCGUGGGCGCGGAACGGUAAACAGCUGUUGCCUAGCGACGGGAUGAAGAUCAUGAUGUCACGAGGCUUCGACGUCGUUAUGAAGAGAACUUUCGUGAACUCGACCAUCAUCGCAAACAUCUCCACUUUGGACGAUUCCGGAGAGUACGCAUGCGCAUACGUCACCAGUAGUGGGAAGUUGUACCGUGAGUCCGCUCAGGUUGCACUCGAAGGAAUCUUCAGUCCAGAUUGCGUCAGCUGUUUCUUACAAGAACGUCCCUACAGCGGAGAAACCAUUGCUUUGUACAUCAUGAGCGCUCUGGCGCUCAGCCUCAUCGUUGCCAUGGCUACCAUGUGUGAGAUUAGUCGGCGCAAGCGCAAAGACGGCAAGGCAGUCCCCACAGCGGGCCGUUCCAGGAGUGUCCCGGAUGUGAAGAAACGCAGCGUGCAGUUCGUUCACCUGACCGCUAGGGGAGCUGUUGAGAAUGAAUACGUUUAGCUUGGCUGGCACUUCAUGUGCGCGCAGCAUUAUACGGAUCGUAACAAACUUGAGUUUUCAUAGUAUUUGAGGGGCUUUAUAUAUCCAACCCUUAUCAUAUUAGUUCAAGUGCCUUUAUAUAGUUACUGUAAAUGCAGAAACUUUCGCGGUAGUUUAAUGUUCGCGGUUUUCGCGGUGGCUGCUUCACCGCGAAUUUAAGACCACCGUAAACAUUUUUCCGAGGCAGUAAGAGACUACAGUGCAUGGUGCUACCGCGAACUUAAAGCCACCGCGAAAUGUCCUUUUCCCGUUACUGGGAAAUUAGAUCCCCGCGAACUUUAAUGCAGUUACAGUAUUCAAUUUAUAAAAUGGUAGAUAGCAUGUAACACGUGUGCCGAAAGUACGUAUCAAGUUAAGGUAGAUACAUAAAUAUU
Messenger RNA from Branchiostoma floridae (Florida lancelet), 2684 nucleotides. RefSeq lists its product as uncharacterized. Gene Ontology annotation, molecular function: calcium ion binding. Gene Ontology annotation, cellular component: membrane. The transcript is spliced from 13 exons. The record is from RefSeq and is a predicted model, not a curated record. Gene Ontology annotation, biological process: homophilic cell-cell adhesion. Bases 706 to 2271 code for a protein of 521 amino acids. NCBI's taxonomy places the organism in Eukaryota, Metazoa, Chordata, Leptocardii, Amphioxiformes, Branchiostomatidae.